This is a messenger RNA of Morus notabilis, 856 nucleotides long. Its product is annotated as dirigent protein 8. The transcript has a single exon. NCBI's taxonomy places the organism in Eukaryota, Viridiplantae, Streptophyta, Magnoliopsida, Rosales, Moraceae. Bases 51 to 632 code for a protein of 193 amino acids. The record is from RefSeq and is a predicted model, not a curated record.
AGCAAAAGACAUGUAUAAGUGAUCUUCACUAUAACACUCCAAAGACUACAAUGGUUUCUUCUUUGCAUACCUUUAUUCUUGUUGUUGUCCUGUUUGCCCUCUUCUCAAUUCAAACUGCCAUGUCUACUUCUCACCACCACCACCACCACCACCACCAACACGAAAUCAAGUUCAUCCACUUUGCGCUCUUUCAACACGAAACCAUAAACAAAACCGGGUAUUUCAUAGUGAAAGGUGUGGCCGGGGCCAACGUUUCUCAGACAACAACGCCUUUCGGAACCUUGUUCGCCUUUCAGGACCCCAUGACCAUCAAAGCGAACAGGUCUUCAAAAGUGGCCGGCAUUGCAGAAGGAACUUCCAUCACUUCCAGCUUAGAUGGCCUCCGCAGCCUUUCUAUAGCCUCUAUCACUCUCCGCCUGAAGCACCACAGUGGCUCAAUAUCCAUAGUCGGAAGCACGCACAACACCAAGCCCUCGGACCAUCCGGUGGUGGGAGGCACCGGUGACUUCACUUUUGUGCAAGGCUACGUUACCUCCUCCCCCGUCAAUCUCAAGGGCAUCACAGUCACCUACAAGAUUGAAUUUCACCUCUACUGGCCUCCCUAUGCGACUCAGCUUCAAGCCUCCUCCUAGACUUGAAUUUCACCUCUACCGGCCUCCGCACGCGACUCAGCUUCAAGCCUCCUCCUAGACUCUUGCUCCGUUUCUGCUAGUCUUAUUUCACCUUUUCAAUGUCCAAUUCAUCCAGAUUUAUGCUUUGUUACCCAUCUUUAUCUUUCCUCUAAAUUUUAAUGCCAUGCGAUAGUUUAGAUUGUCCAGACAUUAAAUAGGAAAUAAAAAGCACGAUUGUUUUUUAA